AUGUGUGAGACCGUCCCUUCACCUCCGGCGCAAGAAUUGACCAUGGAUCCCAACAUUGGGUCAACCUUGGAUGUUACCGCUCUGGGGUACGCCCCCGAAGGGGAGGCGGCAUUCCAAGGUAUUGAGAAUGACUCGAACGCCCCCAAGGGCGUCUAUGCGAACACAUUCGCUUCCAAUCAGGUAGUAAGCCACUUCGACACCUCAAUAGACGCUCUCAACUUUGACUUUGAAUCACAAUUUCCUUCGUGGCUGGUCGACGGAGAUCUUCAUGCUGGGAUUCUGGAUACCCCUCUAGUCACCUCCAUGGCCGAACUAAGACCGGGCUGGCCAGAAAGUCCAUGCACCACGUUUGGCUACAAACCAGACUCCAACAUGAAGCGUCUUUGGUUUAUUCCCGGUCAUGAUGACAAAGAUGAAAUUCCACCCUCUGGACCAGCAACGCCACCAGCGUCUCAGGUAGAAGUGGACGACUCGUACCGACAAACAUUGCAUCAAAGUCUACAGAUUCGCUCGACACAGGAAACUCUCCCUUCAGCUGACUUCUUGAAUCUCUGUGUCCGAUCAUACUUUGCGCGCUUCCACCCCGUAUUUCCAGUGGUACAUGCACCCACAUUCCGACCCUCCAAGGCCAAUUCCAUGGUUCUGUUGUCUAUCUGUUCUGUGGGCAGCCUGUUCACCGGAUCCGUUCAUGCCAUACGACAGGGCGUCCGAAUCUUUGAACGACUCCAUAAGGCUGUGCUGGCAAAUUGGGACCGACUGAUCUCUCGAGGGUCCGACGAAAAAAUAUCCCUCAUUCAAACAGCAAUCAUUGGCCAAACCUUCGGGCUUCUGUCCGGAGAGCCGAGACAUCUGGCCAUCGUCGACGCAUUUAAUGGGACUUUGAUUUCCUGGGCGCGCCGUUUAUCGACCUUCAAGACCAAACAGAUGAGAGGACUCAACCUCAAUGUUUCUCCAGAAGAAUUGGACCAAAAAUGGAGAGCUUGGGCCAAAAACGAAGAGCUCAUCCGGAUAGCGCUAAGUGUACACAUCCAUGACGCCGAACUGGCCAGCAUCUUCCAUCAUGAACCAUUUCUGCGUCAUAACUCCAGGCAGCUACCCGUUGCGGCCUCCAGUCAGACAUUCAUGGCAGCACGACCUGAAGAAUGGCGUGUCUCGUAUCUCAACGAUCCCAGCAAUUUCGAAGGCGACGACCUAACUCCUGCGUCGAUUGACGCAAAUGUCGAUUUCGACAUUCUUGCCAUGCCGAGUACCAGCUAUUUUACGGCCUACACAGUCUUAGAAGGUAUUUGUGUCAAUAUUGUGGAGAACAGAAUCAGCGCUCGAUCCGCGUCGACGUCGAUGGAAAAUAUAUCAAGCCUCUUGAUGACCUUCUAUGAGCGUUUCUUGCAGGGAGCAGGCCCUUGGGAGCCAGACCACAUGGACAUGAGCAUUCUGUGGCACCUGGCAUAUAUGUCCAUGCUGGCUGAUUUCGAUUUGUUGGAAAGAGCGAUUGGUCGUGAGGGUUCCGAUCUUUCAACAGAAGACCAGAUGGCAGUCACCACUUGGGCCAAUUCGGAUCAAGCGAAACGGUGUGUGAUACAUGGGACGAUCGUUCAGAAGAAAUUGGAGAAUUUGCCUCUUGGGUUUGAACCCGCAAUCCAUGUUCCUCGAGCGAUGUUUAGAGCAGGUAUUGCCUGGUUCUGUUACACUCGGUUUGGGAUGGAUGGACAAAGGGCGCUGACACCGGACGGUCUGGAUUUCCCAGAGUUCAAGCUCCUCGGUGUCAAGGCCGCUUUGUUACUCUUCCAAGCGAACGGCUACAAGCAUGGUCGGCCCACAACCACAGAGAUCAAUGCCGCCCUUUGCGGUCUUACCGACCUUUUGAGACGAAUUGGGCAUUGGGAGAUAGCUCGCAGAUUUGCCGCAAUUCUUGGAGCUCUGUUACACAAUGAAGCGGAUUGA
This is a messenger RNA of Rhinocladiella mackenziei CBS 650.93, 1941 nucleotides long. RefSeq lists its product as uncharacterized. The transcript has a single exon. Lineage: Eukaryota; Fungi; Ascomycota; Eurotiomycetes; Chaetothyriales; Herpotrichiellaceae. Gene Ontology annotation, cellular component: chromatin. The record is from RefSeq and is a predicted model, not a curated record. Gene Ontology annotation, biological process: regulation of transcription by RNA polymerase II; DNA-templated transcription. Bases 1 to 1941 code for a protein of 646 amino acids. Gene Ontology annotation, molecular function: DNA-binding transcription factor activity, RNA polymerase II-specific; zinc ion binding; RNA polymerase II cis-regulatory region sequence-specific DNA binding.